Messenger RNA from Porites evermanni, 5757 nucleotides. The record is from the annotation of a GenBank genome assembly. Lineage: Eukaryota; Metazoa; Cnidaria; Anthozoa; Scleractinia; Poritidae.
GAAAGACUUAAGGUGAAUGGAUCGGACAAAUGGUUUCAACCUUGCAAAGCUCAGGUAAUCUUGUUGUAUUAAACUAACGUCAUUUCUCCUAAUGUCACAAAAAGAACAGUUUUUGUUUUCCAUAAGAAGUUGGCUGAAAUUGCGUUUUUUCUACGGCUUACCUUUCUGUUUUUAUUGAAAUUAGGAAGAGGAAGACAAAUUGGGGUACCGCGUAUGUGUGGCCGAUGACGCUUUACUGGGUAAUGUCUUGAUUUCUAGUUUGUGACGUCCACAUUUGUUUUUGUUUGGUUGCUUGUUUGAUUAUAAGACAUUUAUGUUAAUUAUCAUAGCCAAGUGUCUCAUUUACAAGGGAAUUUUACUCUCCCUGAAUUUUUGUGGAGAAACACUCCAGCCCAAAGGAAAGUUGUUCUACAUAGUAACUCUACCUAGUUUCUUCAUGGGCUUGUCGUGACGUCCGAAUUAAUCUUAUUAUCUUAAUAAUUUAUAUUACUUUUCCAAGUUCUGCUUCCACCGAAGUUUACCCACCCGGAUUAACGAAGGAGCGUUUUUAUCUAAGUGAAAAACUCACAUUGCCAACGGACUGUUUUUAACAGAUUCUUCAUCACUCAAGCAUGGUAAAGUUUCACCUGAUGACCUUCCUCUUAUCGCUUGUGACCUUGUCUCCUGCUGGAAACGGUUUGGACGAGUGCUACUCCUAGAGGAACGACAGUUAGAGCAGAUUGAGGCAGAUGAGCAGAAACAGAUUGAAAAGAGCUAUGGUAUGUACGGCGGGGUUGGAAUGAUGUGUUUAUUGCAAGAUUGCUUAAAAGAUGAAUAAUCUGCAUGACCACCUUGCCUUUGGUCUAAAGACAUUGAAUUUGAAGUUAACGUAUGCUUUCACAUAAAUUUAGGAAUCAAGUGUACGCGUAUCGCAGUACACUGAGAAGAAUAUGAAUAAAGCUGAGACACGCCGCUUAAGAAAACACAGUUUGGUAUUUGGAGAGGCCAAAGGGGCCUAGACGUGACGUUAUCAUACAUAAGCGAAUGCCUUGGGUUCGAGUAUGUUUGUGUUGUAUAUUUUCUCCUGUUUUUCGUGUAUUAAAAUGAAGGUUACUUGAUCCCCCUUCAGGCGUGCUAAAGAAAUGGUUAGAGAUUUCUGGAGACAAGGCAGAAAAGGCAACUUAUCAGUGUCUGUACGCAGCAUUCAAAGAAGUGGAUCGAGCAGAUCUUGCUGCAAAGUACUGUGACAAGCACAGCAAUCCCUCGAAAGGUAAGUGCCGGUCUCUUGCGUAGUAAAAAACUCAACGAGUUUCGACUCCCGCCCGGCGUAGUUAAUCGACCCCAAUCGAACCGGUCAGUGUAAAACGCAGACUGCGGACUGCAGACUGCAGACUGCGGACCAGGGGUAAAAUGCAGACUGAGUGUAAAAUGCAGACUGCAGACUGAGAGUAAAACGCAGACCGGGGUAAAAUGCAGACCGAGCAUAAACUGUAGUCGUGGAAGGGUUUAAGGGCAAAAAAAUCCCGCAAAUACGUGUAAACGAACACUUACUUGAUGACAUCUGCUUUCACAAAUCCAUUCCUUUCUUCUCUGGAACGCAGUCGACGACCCGAAAACAUAAUCGCAAUCUUGGACCUUUUUUCCAUCCGAGAGACUUCACGCUUCAACUUUUGAUGCGAAGUUUUCGAUUUUCGUGACCAGGGACCCUGAACUGGUACAACACCACUGCUGACCCAAAAUACUGUACAGGAAUUAUGGCGAUAAAAACGGGAGUAAGUCAUUCCAACAGCAAAGAAAAGAUGUUCUGCAGGAAAUUUGGAUGACCUUCUAUGAAAGUAUUGCAAAUCAAGGUACGCAGACUUUAGCUGUUUGGAUGUUCAUUGAAACUUCUGGCGAAUGUGCAAUUCACUUCGACUAGGAAGCGAAGUGUGUAACUGAUACCGGCUGGCUAUUUCACCGAUUUGAAGAAGAAGGAGCACAAAUGUUUAAAAAAGUCUACAGUCUUUAUUCUGCAUUUUACCCCAUCCUACGUUUUACUCUUAGUCUGCAGUCUGCAUUUUACACUCAGUCUGCAUUUUAGCCCUGGUCCGCAGUCUGCAGUCUGCAGUCCGCAGUCUGCGUUUUACACUGACCGCAAUCGAACUCCAAUCGUUCUUUUCGGCAAUCGAAUUAAAUCGAACUCACCCCAACAUUUUGCCAAUCGAACACAAUUUAACGUUCGGAAAUCGAACACUUAAACAAUCAAACAUAAAACCAGUUUCAUCUGGCCGGGUUUCAAACAAGGCGUUCCGUUCUAAUACGUUAUGGAUUCGCUUCAAUUUCGCACACGGCGGUAAUGUCCUAGGAAAGACGUUUUGCAUGGUAUUACUGUGCUGUUCAUGUUUCCCAGUCUUAAUUGUGAAUUUAUCGAUUUUGAAUCACUUUAACAAUAACGAUUUUAGUUAAUUUCGGGUUAAUUGAAAUAUUUUUGUUUUCAAACUGCUUAUACAUACUAGAAGGAGAUCCUUCCGAUUCAAUUGAAACUGGAUGCGUUUUGUCUUUCUGCCGAACAAAAUCGAACUUAACGCGUCGAUUGAAUUCGAUUGGUUCGAUUGAGUUCGGUAAUCGAACUCACCGAAAAGUUCCAGUUCGAUUAUGCUCGAUUAUACCGAACCAAUCGAAGGACAAUCCGACCGAUUGGGUUCGAAUGGGUUCGAUUGAUUUUUGGUUCGGUUUCGUUCAAUUAGCUAUGCCUGGCUCCCGCUAACUCGGACCCUCGCUAAUUGGAACCUCGCACUAACUCCAAGCUUCCUCUCUUGUUAACUCGAACUUCUUACUAACUUGAAGCUACUUCUUUCCCUUUAGAUAAAUUUUGAUAUAAUUUUACCCAAGAUAAUUCGAACCAUAGUUUCCACGCGCGUGACACGUUCAAAACAAACAUAGCCUGUUUCAAGAGUUCAGAUAGUGGGGAAGUAGCCUAAAUUUCAGACAUUACUUCGAGUCGCUAAUUCCCUCAGUUACUGAGGCCUGGUUCAGACGCCGUACUUUUCAUGUCGAACCUAACUGAAUAAGUUCGACUUUGGAGCGACACUCGCACGACAUCUGAUUCAGACGGCGCACCGUUUGUCGAGCCUAACUAUAAAGUUCGACAAAAGUUCGACAGACUCUGUCGAACUUUUGCCGUACCAAACUGAUUCAGACGCCGCUAUUUUUCCGUACUUAAUUCAUCAGUUAGGUUCGGCACAUGAGUGGAGCGGCGUCUGAGGUAGUAAGCGACUCGAAGUAAUGUCUGUAAUUCAGGCUUAAGUGCAGGGGGAGGACGCAGAGAAAUCUGAGAAGGAUUACGCUCUUUUUUUAUAAGAAUAUAUUUUCUAAGAACAUCGAAGCGAAAAUGUGCGAAAUUUUAAGAACACUUUAAGUAUAAACCCCAGGCUGAGAUUUUGAAAAGGAUAUAAUAUUGUGUGCUGAAAGCCUGUACUAAAUACAUUACAAUUAUGUGUUUUUACCUAUUCCUUUAUCUAAAAGACAAAAGUAGCCAAAAAAACGAAAAAUCCCACACUAACUGUAGUUGAUACCGCAAUAUAUUCUUAAACGGAAAUGUCUUAAGCUAUAGUUUAAGAUUAAUACAAGAACAUUUUCAGCCUAAAAUCGGCAGAAAAAUAAGAAAAUUCAGCCAGGGCCGGAAAAACAACAUUCUUACAAAAAUAGCUAAAAAUGAGAGAGCAACUACCCGCUUUUUUUCUUUCGCUCACUAUUUCGCGCCACUGCUACACUAUCUGAACGUCUGAUAGAGAUUAAAACAAGCAGUGAACUGCAAUCCGAAAUUUUUGAAAGUUUUUGAAGCAGCUGUUGUUUUUUUGCAUUUGAAACAUUCUCCCAUAGUGAAAACGGUGUUUUCCCUAUUUACGUUUAUUUGCUUUCAAACUCCCGAUAACUCGAACUUUUCUGUAUUUCCGUCUGAAAUUACAGCCGCUGUAUCUCCAACUUGAUUUUUCUUGCUUCUGUUCAGGCUGUGAUGACUAAUAUUACUUGCUUCUUGUUAAAAUUCGUUCCUGUCACACAAACGACGCCUGUGGGGCAGGAACGCUUGACGAACCCCAUAGAACGUCUGUGUGAGAAGCUAAAAAGGGAGCCAGCUUAGAUUGUUAAAUCUGUUCGACUAGUGCGAGGGGCAUGUAGAAUAAUGCGCGCGGCCCAUUUUUAUAUUCGGAGAACUCUCUCAAGUAGCAUUUUAUUGCACGAUGUCCAUACUGAGCUUGUAUACAUCAUGAGUGGUUUGAAACCUGCGUUAAAGAAAAUUAUUCUCUGAUUUUUCUUCAAGUAUGGGCCGAUGUGGCGUAAAAGGCCGAGUCGCUUGAAAAGCUUGUUGCAGAGUUCAUCGACAUGUACUACUUACUACUAAGUACUACAUGUACUUCAUAAGUUAGGUCUUAAUCGAUGGUCAAGCCAAGAAGUUUAUGACCUUGCGACUUGUUCAAUUUUUGUGGUAUAUCCGUUACAACUUCCAGCAUUCCCGUAUCUUUAUCAAUACGCCUCCCUAUACACUUUACCGUAACCAACAAAGCUUUCGUUUUUUGCGUAUUUAUAUAUGUUUUGUUACCUCUAGCCCAUCUCUCCAUCUCUGCCAGAUCAUCAGAUAAUGAUGAGUACUGAAUAAACCGCUUUCUCUCAUACCAGUACGAUUUAAACCAAGCAACGGAAGAGGGAUCGGCCCCAUAGAUAUACUUUUUUUUCUUUGGUAGAAGUUCAUGAUCAAUUGCAUCAAAAGCUUUGCGAAACUAGUAUAAACAGAAGACCGGUCAACUCGUCAUUGUCCAUGUUUGUUAAUAUCUGAUCGGUAAGUUUGAUUAGGGCUGUUUCUGUAGAAUUUCCCGAUGUCCCGACCUAAAAGCUGAUUGCAGCUCGUACAACAAGUCAUAUUUCGCAAAAAUUUAAAAAGGGAGCUGGCUACUUGUUUUUCGAGAAUCUUCAGCUGGGAAGACGGGUAAAACAGAUACAACUGUUAAACCUCACACUGAACAAACUGCAAUGUUAGCUCGCGGAAUAACAAGAAAAAUAGUCGACAACUCGAACUUACUUACAACUCGAGGUUAGUUUAAGUUUGUUUAAGAGUAUGCUUCUUCAAAGGUUACAGUGUCACAGGCUAACCAGCUCGCCAUUACCGACGUGAACGUAUUCAAAAGCAAUUAGUCCUCUAGUUUUAUUUUUCGUUUAUUUGUUUUUGUUCCUGCUGUUUGGUUAUUGCUGUUGUCGUUUUACUACAUGAGGCAGAAGAGAUAUAAAGAUCUAAAUAUGUUUUAUUUAUAUGGCGCUAAAACUACAUACAGAUUCUAAGGCGCUGAUAAAAGCUGACAAACACUAACAGAUAACAAACAGUAUACUCAAUGAAAAUGAAAAUUAAACACCGCAAUCACUGUUCAAGGAUUGGAUCAUAGGGCAAAUGCCAAAUGAAAUAAAAAUAGCCUUUAGAGCCUGCUUAAAACCCUGAACACUUCGGAUACUCCUGACAGCUGAAGGAAGAAUGCCCAUGCGUACUUUCCUUUCUCUCCUUAGCUUGUAAUUCCAUCAACAAUUUUAAGCAACCGAAUAGACUGUCACCCUGCCUGGCUCAUAGCCAUGCAUACAUAAUAAGCAAGUAGAAAGAACUUUUCGGCUGAACCUGUCGAGAUCAACGUGUCGCAAGUCAGAUGGACAAGCUAUGAUAAUAGAUCAUAAUAAUCAACCAACGUUGACGAGUGAAAUGGUUUGUUUGUUUUGUUUUUUCACAGAUUUGGCUUUGCCUCCAUCCCCUCCAGUUAA